CCCAACACACGCGUUCCGAGAAGUAGCAGCAAUGGCGACGGAAGCGCCAGAUCCACGGAGUUUCCAAACCUGGGAAGACGCGUUCCAGUAUCCAAUUCCGGUGGUUCGCAAGCUUGAACAGCAGCUCCGCAACAAUGCCGACGAGAAUCGUGAGAAACUGCGGUCGCUCGUGGGGGUAAGUUACCGUAGCCUCCUCGAUACUGCCGAAACGAUCAUCGAUAUGGAAGUACGAAUGGGCCAAGUGGAAACCAAGCUUUCAAAAGUAGGGCAGAGUUGCAACUCCAGGCGCUUAGAGAAGAUAUCAAACAAUGCGGGGAAAAUGGACAUUCACACACGGAGUCGUGAUGCGGAGCGGUACACGCUGGCGUCCCAACUCUCGGUCCUGCGCAAUGCACCUCUCGUUAUGACACGCCUCAUGAAAAGAGAGGGAUCAUAUCUGCUCAUUGCAAAAGUCCUGGUCAUUUCACGACUACUUCACAAGGCCCUCAGCCAGUCUGCGACGAAGCCCGCAAUUGUGGACCAGCUGUGGGAGAGGCUGCUGUCUGUACGGAGGAAGCUGUUGCGAAGAAUCGAUAAACGACUAUCAAGUGCAAGCGGUGAAACGGCAACUCUGGUGGAGAGUAUGUGCGCCUAUGCACUUGCUACAAGUUCGACGCCGACCGAUACCCUACACCAUUUUCACAAGAUGAGAUUGGAUAGGAUGAACAGCGAGAUCAAGGCCAGUGGUGAUGAGCUUGCCAAGCACGGUAUUGAUGCGCUCAAACUAUGCAUUCAGACGUGUCUCGACACCCAGACGAUAUUCCCGCGGAGGCUGGCAGAAGCAUUGGCAAAGCUAAAAGCGCAUCCCUUGAUCCAGGACCUUGAUGUUCGCGGCCUAUAUGAGUUGAAUCUAGACGUGCACGACCAGUGGCUUGGCGAUGAGGCGCGGAACUACACGCCCUGGCCACGGCAUGAUGAGUUGCAGCGACCAGAAGCAGAGCGGAUACUACACCGUUGGUCUAGGGAUGCCAUUGCGGCUUUCUUAAAAGGCGUCAAGAAGGCACUAGAGGGUGAAGAGAGAUUGCAAGAAGUUGCAGAUUUGCGGCAAGAAUUGAUUGAAACAUGGAUUCUGUCUGGAUCUCGAAUGGCGGGUGUCAAGUCUGCAAACGUACUCGACGACUUGCGCGACAUGAUGAAUGAAAAGCUUGAAAGCAUCGUCCGGUCAAGAACAGACGGUCUACAGACUGUCGUUGCGGAACUUACAGCUCAGCUGGACACAAUCGCUGCAUCUGAAGCAACCUCGGCGCUAAGUCUGUGGGAUACAAUUGACAAGGCCUCGGACCUCUCCAACGGCGCCCAAUCAUUCAAGUCCACAGUCCUGAACACAUACCAAGGCCGAGACGACCUAGUCAUCAGCGUCACAUCCGCCUUUGACAACUGGAUGGCCUCAGUCCUCGAAGUCAAAGGCAUAGUCAAGAGCAUGAAGGAAGCCCGCUGGGAUGACACCUUUGCCGAUGAUGCAGGCUCUGACUCCGACUCAGACCUAGGCGACUCGAAGCAAACCCUCCUCAGCGACGACGAUCCCAAGUUGCUAGAAGAAUGCACACAAGAAGCCUUACGUGAAGCCCUGCAGAAUCUAGGCAAAAGUCUCUCUGUCAUCACUAAAGCUUCUGACAAGACGAACGGGGCCGAUUCCAUCCAGAAAGCAACCUUCAUACUACGUGUCAUUAGAGAAAUAGGGGAUCGUAUACCGCGACUCAGGCUCCAAGAUAAAGCCACAUCCCCCACCUCCCCAUUUACCCCCGACAUUCUCGAACCCCUACACGCAACUUUAGCAUCGUACGUUGCGCAACCAACGCUGGAAGCGUACAAGAAUUCGCUAGCAAAGUCCCUGAAAAUCAAAUCGAACAGCCAUAUUUUGUGGGAGGGCCAGCCACCACUGCCUACCCAGCCGUCGCCCAGCGCAUUCCGCUUUCUAAGGGACUUGAAUGCCAAAAUGACAGGUGUGGGAAGUGAUCUUUGGGCCCCGGGGAGUGUGAAUGUGAUGAAAGGGAGAGUGGCGGGGAUGUUGGUUGGGGCUGUGGAGGGGCAGGCUGAUGCUAUUAUUGCGCUCGGGCAGGGGGGUGCUGAAGGUGAGAAGAAGGAAGAAGAAUCGAAGGAUGAGGGGGGUGAAGGAGAAGAAGGGGAGGAAAAGACGGAUGCGAAGGAGGAAGAGGCGGAGAUCAAGGGUUACAGACUUAAGCAGUUGCUGUUCGAUGUGUUGUAUGUACAGCGGUUUAUUGAGCCGUCGGCUGGAGAAGAAAGCAUCGCGGCGUUGAGGAAGAAGAUGGAUGAGGAUGUGGAUGAUGCUGCGGUGAACAGGCUGAAGAGAAGUGCGGUGGACUACGCUAAGAAGACUUAUUUGCUCUUUGCGCUGUUAGCCUAGAAAGUACAUCAAGGUAGAUCAAUAUGUAUACUAGUACAAUCCACAACGUCCGCCAG
Molecule: messenger RNA, 2460 nt
Organism: Bipolaris sorokiniana ND90Pr
Lineage: Eukaryota; Fungi; Ascomycota; Dothideomycetes; Pleosporales; Pleosporaceae
Exons: 3
Coding region: 32-2404 (790 amino acids)
Biological process (GO): intra-Golgi vesicle-mediated transport
Cellular component (GO): COG complex; Golgi apparatus
Source: RefSeq, a predicted model, not a curated record